Aedes aegypti (yellow fever mosquito) is the source of this 398-nucleotide messenger RNA. Its product is annotated as prosialokinin. The record is from RefSeq and is a predicted model, not a curated record. The coding region runs from base 57 to 314 and encodes 85 amino acids. The transcript has 3 exons. Lineage: Eukaryota; Metazoa; Arthropoda; Insecta; Diptera; Culicidae.
CUCCAUCAUCGGGAGACGAAGUAGUUCGAAGGAUUUAAUCUAACGUUGUAGUUAAAAUGAAUAUGUUUAUUACAGUACAGAUAGUGAUAGUGUUAGUACUUGCAGUACUAUCGGAGGCAGCUUCUCUUCCAACAGCUACAGAGAGAAAAGACGCAAUGGACGAGGGCCCGAAUCAAUCCGAUGAACCCGAGGGAAGUGUAGCUGACCCUUCAACGAAGGACGACGAUUAUUCAGAUAGUUUGAAGCAAGACGAGAAAUACUACAAAGUGCGCCUGCUCAAUACCGGUGAUAAGUUCUACGGUUUAAUGGGGUGAAUAGUGAAAUCUUGUCUGAAACAGAAGGUGGACAUUUUGCCACAACAUAAGGAUCACGAAUAAAGGCAUCGCAUCGAAACGGAA